GCUAGCUAUAAAUAUUAUUCAUAAUAUAUUUGCUUUGUAAUAAGAGAGGUUUAUUUUUUUUCUUUAAAAACACCACAGUGAACAAAAAUACAUUAUUUAUGUAAUUCGAUGAUGAGCUAAAUAACGAUUUAUGCUUGUUUUAUUUCAAUAUGUAAUCUUGCUACCUAUUUGUAAACUUAUUUAUAAAUUAGCGAGCUAGCCUAGUUAGCUAACUAUAGCUAGCUAAACAAAUGUGUCACGCUCGCUAGCUAGCUAUUGAGAUCAUUUUUGGCUCGCCAACUAAAUAUUCAUGUGAUGCUUUUUCCCCCCCAAAACAUUCUGAAUAAUGUCUAAGUUAAAUUAAUUGUAAUAGUAAAAUUUCAUUUUGAAGAGAUCUGUGGCUAGCCAGUUCACCCUGUUUUGCUAGCUUGCUUGUUUCAGGCGCGCUUUUCUAUGUAACUGCAGCAGCUUAAACUUCCAAGUUUUUGUUUACUAGGCCCGCCUCCCGCCUAGCUCUACAGAACUAUAAAAAAUGUUACACGUAGUUUGCCAUCACCUAGGUCACCUAGGUCUUCGAACGAUUUGGCUACUUUCACGCAUCUCUCCAACGAGCUAAGUUCCCAAUAUUUAGGAUAAUGAAAUUAUGCGCAAGCCAAUUGAACUGAGCACCACCAAGCGAGUGUUGCAAAUUAACAGUAUUGUGGCGUAGAUGGCUAGCUAGCUAGUGCUACCUCUGUAACCAACCAUCUCGCUGUGCCUGUUAGCGAGUUAUGUAGCUAGUCCUCCUUUGGGAGCUCGAGCCCAGCAGGAGAUGCAACUGGUUCUGACGAUCAUGAGUUUGAUCCAUCAGUUGAGAUGCUCAUUCAUGAUUAUGAUGAUGAACGGACUCUUGAAGAAGAGGAGAUGCUAGAGGGUGAAACAAAUUUCAGCACAGAGAUUGAUGACCUUGCUCGAGAGGGAGAAAUGCCCAUUCAAGAACUGUUGAGUAUAUAUGGCUAUGGUGGUGGGGGUUCCCCUGAGGAGGAAGAGGAUGAGGAUGAUGCUGAGAUUGAGGAGGAUGAUGAAGAUGAAGAUGAAGAGGAGUAUGUGGAAAAUGAUGAGACCAGCACAAGUACUGGAGAAUUGAAAAGGAAUAUGGAUGAGAGAGUGAAGGAUUCCUCUGGGCAGGAAGAUGAGACUCAGUCCUCUAACGAUGACCAAACUCCAUUUGUCACCUCGCAUGGUACUGCAGAGUUGAUCCGCCCACGACGGUGCAAGUACUUUGAAAGUAAUGAUGCUGAAGAGGAAUCUGAGGAGGACGAAGAUUAUGUUCCAUCUGAAGACUGGAAAAAGGAGAUCAUGGUGGGCUCUAUGUAUCAGGCUGAAACACCUUCAGGGCUCUGCAGAUACAAAGACAAUGAGAGAGUGUAUGAGAAUGAUGAUCAGUUAUUGUGGAACCCAGAAUUACUACCUGAAAAUGAAGUGGUGGAGUUUUUGACAGAAGCCUCUAAACGCACUGGUGAGGAAAAGGGAGUAGAUGCCAUUCCAGAGGGUUCCCACAUAAAAGACAAUGAGCAGGCCCUUUAUGAAUUGGUGAAGUGCAAUUUUAAUACUGAUGAAGCUUUAAGAAGAUUAAGAUUUAACGUAAAAGCAGCCAGAGAAGAACUGUCAGUGUGGACUGAGGAGGAAUGUAGAAAUUUUGAACAAGGACUAAAAGCUUAUGGAAAAGAUUUUCAUUUAAUACAAGCAAACAAGGUCAGAACUAGAUCUGUAGGAGAAUGUGUGGCCUUUUAUUACAUGUGGAAGAAAUCUGAGCGUUAUGAUUUCUUUGCACAGCAAACCAGACUUGGGAAAAGGAAAUACAAUCUUCACCCAGGUGUAACGGAUUAUAUGGACCGGUUGUUUUACAGGGAUUAUAUGGACCGGUUGUUGGAUGAGACGGAGAGUGCUGCCUCCAGCCGGGCAGCCUCUCCCCCUCCCACUACCUCUAACAGUAGCACCAGCCACUCUGAGAAGGAUGACAGCAGCAACCAGAAUGGCAUAGCCUGUCACAGCACUGGUGAAAGCCCGUCUGCUGCGGCUGAUGUGAAAAGCGAAGGGAUGCAGUCAAACGGACCCGUCCACACCCAGGAGAGCCCUGCCCCUGCUCCUGCUCCGGACAGAGACACUAACGGCUGCACCGAGGCCUUGAGUGAUAGCGGGAAGGGCUCUGAGCAGCUGGAACUCUGUGGCACACAGGAGGACUUGGGUUGCGACAGGCCGCUGAAGAGAUCCAGGACGGAGAAGGACUCGCAGGGGGAGGCAGAUGCUCCCAGCAGCAGGGCUGAGGACGCAUGACCCUACCCUACAAGGGGCCGCAUCGCACUGGGGCUGGAAGACGGGCAGGCCGAUUGUGCGGGAUUUGCGCCCACCAUCCUCCACUUUUAUAUCCCAAAGUAAUGCGUCUUCUAGAACUCCAUAGAGACACAUUAUUUCCUUACGAUAGACCUAUCAAAAUUUGAAAGAAAUGUAUUUCCUAUUUGUUUUACAAAUGGUCGGUUCAUAUUUUUGUAAGUGAAAGAUAUUUAUAUUUUUAUGCAAAGUAUGAUGGUUGGUAUUCUUAAGCCAUUCAACGAGGGGUGGUUGUUUGGUGGAACAGCGGUCUCGAGAGGGAUGCAGGAGCUUUACUGGCACACAGUGUUGCACUUUUAUGAUUUUGUUUUGAAUAUGAGUGUAGUACUGCAGCUACAUGUCCUCAAAGCAAAUAAACUAAGAUUCCAGGAAGCCUUACAUUACACCCUUUGUUCUUAUAGGAAAAAAAAUGAACCGAUGGGGAUCCCUCAAGGUUUGUUUAUGUGAUGUUGACAUCAGUGAUGUCUUUCUGUAUAUUACUGAUUAUGGGGCAGUUAAAAGUACAAACUGUAUUUUUCCAGAUACUUUCUAGACUUUCUUUCCUUUCUUUUAUAGAAAGCUCUUGUCGAGCUGUUUGUGUGUAAAGUUUGUAUAGCUUUCUCAUCUUGUACAGUUCAUAUACUUGAUUACCUGAAAAGCAAAUAUAUUCAGAUCUGAAUCUUUCAUCAUUUACUUACUGUUUUUUUUAUGUUGCCAUGAAAAUGGACCUUAAAAUGUGCUCUCAAGUUAACAUUCCGUGAUGGGUUCAGCAACGUUUUUGUGGGGUUUUCUUUUAUAUAUAUACAUCUAUAUAUAUCUGCAUAUGUGCAUUGGGCAAAACUAUUUGGCCAUUUAUUUGUGCAUGGACUGCAAAUGACUCCAUGAAAUAUGUGGACGUGACUCGGUGCAAUAUCUCUCAUUGGUCCAGAAGUGCUGCAGAGGGGAAACUGUUCACUGUGCAAGAUGUUGACAUUGCUGCUCUGUACCCAGCUCAUGUGUGGUUGUUUAUUGGUCACCACUAGUCCCCCUGGCCAGAAGUACACUUGAGCGCACUAUUGCCUCAUGAGGCUAUGUACUCUGAAAACGCUGUUUCAAGAAGUUAGUUUGUUACUGUCUGGAUGUUUAUGAAAUGGUGUUGAUAUUUUGUAGUGCUUUAACCUGCAUUCACAAAUCCUUUGUGUUUAAUAUGCAGUUUGCUUCAAAGCUUUAGUCCCUCAAAUAAUGUUGACCUAUCAUCCUGUUUCCCACCAGUAAAAGGUUUUUUUCCUUUUUCAAAA
Conger conger (European conger) is the source of this 3605-nucleotide messenger RNA. Its product is annotated as mesoderm induction early response protein 1-like. The record is from RefSeq and is a predicted model, not a curated record. The transcript is spliced from 13 exons. Bases 835 to 2295 code for a protein of 486 amino acids. Gene Ontology annotation, cellular component: nucleoplasm. NCBI's taxonomy places the organism in Eukaryota, Metazoa, Chordata, Actinopteri, Anguilliformes, Congridae. Gene Ontology annotation, biological process: negative regulation of transcription by RNA polymerase II. Gene Ontology annotation, molecular function: histone deacetylase binding; transcription corepressor activity.